AUGGCAACUGUAAGUUCAACGUUAGUAAUUAAUACUGCAGAUCAGAAUAUUUCUAACAGUACUGCGAGUAAUUCCGUUAUCGAUAAUACAAAUUAUGAAUCACAAGUAACACCAUUUUUACAAUGUUUUGUUUGUGAUGUAAUUGUAAAAGGACGUUAUUAUUCUUUAGCAACAUGUAAAACACAAAGUUCUAAAUCUAAAGUUAUUGAAAAAUUAGGAGAAAUGGUUGGCGAAAGGUAUAUGGUUGUUAUAUCAGAAGAUGAUGUGAUUUGUCGGAGCUGUGCUAAUCUUAUUAACACACUUGAUAGAUUGGAAACAGAAAUGUGUAGUAUCCGAGAAAAUGUUUUACGAUUUUUAGAGCAAAAAUAUUCACUAAAAGAAGGAGAGCUACUAGAUAACAGUGAAAAACCCAAACUUUCUCAACCACCUCAAAUAACACGAUCUAAUACUCGUAAUUCUUGUAAUCGUUUUAAAAGAAAAGAUGAUACAUUAUGUGUUAAUACUAUGGAGUAUAACAAAGGUAAAAAAAAUGUUUGGAUGCAAUGCGAUAAGUGUAAGUAUACUACGCAUCACAACUCGUUUAUGAUUCAUCAUAUACGAGAUUACAUAAAGCAGCAGAGAAUAUUUUGUGAUAAAUGUGGUAUACAAUUCUCUGGAGAUCAUCAAGCAAUAAACCAUGAAUGCGACGUGAAUAAGCAUCAAAACGAAAUGGAAAUUAUAAAAGAUCAUGAAAGAGAAAAAGGGGUUUCUAUAAAAGAUAAUAAUGAAGAUCUGACAAAAAUGUCUGAUAUAGAAAAAAGUGUACAUCAAAGUAUGCCUAUGUUACCAUUCCAUACUUAUUCACAAUUGCAAAUUACCAAUGAAAAUAUACCAGUAAUACGACUAGCAAAUUCUGAAAGUUUACACAUUCCAAAUAUUCUUGAACAUGAUGAAACAUCUAUUUCGGAUCAACCAAUGUAUGUUAGAAUUUUACAGCAUAUUAAUGUCAAUGACAAUUUUAUGCAUCCUACAGAACUAGCAUCUACGCAUAAUGACGUUGAUAUGAUGGUUAAAGUUAAAGAUAAUUCAACUAAGCAAUUAUUAACUUUAACAGAAGAUGGAAAUUUGGAAAUGGUAGAGGUAACAUGUUGGAAUGACAUGCAACCAAUAGAUCCAGAUCCAGAUACUGAUAUGCAUUUCUGAUAUACUAAACAAAGUUAAUUAGUAAUAAUAAUAAUCGUCAUCAUAUUUUACACAAAAUUUUCAUCCUAUAAUAAUAUUACGAGAGAUGAUUAUAUAAAAUAAUUUUUAAGUUUUUGGACACAUUGAUAUAUUUAUAAUAGUGUAUUAAUAUCUAUUAGACACUUUAUCUGCAAGUUUUUCAGUAAUUUUCUGUUGUUUACUAUAUAUUGAAUUAUAUUUUAUGAUUGUUCUGUAAUUCAAAAAUUUGUUCUCUUAAUCU
Polistes canadensis is the source of this 1441-nucleotide messenger RNA. RefSeq lists its product as uncharacterized. The coding region runs from base 1 to 1182 and encodes 393 amino acids. NCBI's taxonomy places the organism in Eukaryota, Metazoa, Arthropoda, Insecta, Hymenoptera, Vespidae. The record is from RefSeq and is a predicted model, not a curated record. The transcript is spliced from 4 exons.